This is a messenger RNA of Ceratitis capitata (Mediterranean fruit fly), 1060 nucleotides long. RefSeq lists its product as uncharacterized. The record is from RefSeq and is a predicted model, not a curated record. The transcript is spliced from 2 exons. Bases 6 to 989 code for a protein of 327 amino acids. Gene Ontology annotation, molecular function: odorant binding. NCBI's taxonomy places the organism in Eukaryota, Metazoa, Arthropoda, Insecta, Diptera, Tephritidae.
UCUGCAUGUUAAUCAGCGCUGCAGUGCAAAAUGUGAAGACACGUACCAUCACGUUCUCAGUCAACAUGUCUCUAACAAUGGACGAGCAACGUCAACGGCCUUUGUUGUGCAAUGGUCAAGCACAACAACGAACGCGACCCUCAAUCACCGCCGCAGUCUUGCGUUCAUGUAUGAAGGAAACCGAACUCUCCAUGGCUGAAUUGCGCCGCUUUCGCCUAAGCUUGCUCUCCCAUGAGCCCCAGGAGGCAAAUGCGUUUGAUGAGUCAACAACGGAACAACCGAGUCUCGGCGAAAUGGCCGAUGCUGAUUUCUCCGAAGAAGAAGAUAUAGAUGGCAUUGUUUAUGAAACUGAAUCGGCUGUAGUUAUGGAACCCACAAGUAUUGCUGUGGAGCAUGAAGAGCCCGUAGCAUUUAAAAUCGAUGGCAAAAGUGAUGAAUCCUUGCAGUGUUUCGCCUAUUGUCUCUAUGAACAAUUAGGACUCAUUUCGAAAGGUGUUUACAUGGAGGAAGAACUCUUCGCCAAGUUAUAUGCUGUAGUGGGACGUGAACGGCAUUUGGUGAAGGAGUGCAUGGAUUUAAAUACGAAUAAUAAAUGUGAGUCCUCAUAUAAAAUGCAUUUAUGUUAUGCGCGCUUGAAGACGCUUGAAGCUGAGAAACGUUUACAUGAUGUACUUGGGCCUAUUGAAGGAGAGGAAAAAGAUAGAGAAGAAGUGGAAAUGACGCAAAAAAUUACAACUCUGGAGAGUGUGGAAACAACGAUGGAAACAGAACCAAAUACGAAACCGAAUCCAACGGUGGAAGCAGACACAACAUUGGAAUCGAAAUCAAUGAUGGAACCAGAAAAAACGAUGUAUCCGUUUAUAUUUCAAGAUUAUGCGGAAGACGAGUAUACCAAACUCAAUAUGAAGAAGAAAAUGAAAAAAUUUAUAAAAAAAUUGAAAUCAGAGGACUUAACCAAUAGAAGUUACAAUGAGCUACUUGGACGCUGAACUGAGUUUUGCAGGGAGAGGUUUUAUUGUCUUUGGUAAGCGGAGGAAGAUAGCAGAGAAUAUCAUCCUCC